Molecule: messenger RNA, 3769 nt
Organism: Uranotaenia lowii
Lineage: Eukaryota; Metazoa; Arthropoda; Insecta; Diptera; Culicidae
Exons: 3
Coding region: 47-772 (241 amino acids)
Biological process (GO): DNA integration
Molecular function (GO): nucleic acid binding
Source: RefSeq, a predicted model, not a curated record
GCUAGUAAUUGUCGACUGGAUCACGAAAUACGUCAUCGCUCACCCGAUGCGAGCCGCUGAUUCGAGCAAGAUGGUCGAGUUUUUGGAAGAAAAGGUGUUCCUCAAGUUCUCCAGACCAAGGAUUAUUUUAUCAGAUAACGGCAAGCAGUUCGAGUCGCAGGUGUUUCGGGCGCUGCUAAGCCGUCACAACAUCAUCCACAUGAAGACCGCUUUCUACGCACCGCAGGUCAACAACGCCGAGCGAGUGAACAGAGUUCUUAUCACUUGUGUUCGAUCGUUGUUGGAGGAAGAUCAUCGAGAGUGGGACAAGAACCUGGCCGCCAUCACCGCAGCUAUCAACAGUGCGAAGCACGAAUCAACCGGAGUCAGCCCGCACUUCGCCAACUUCGGCAGGGAACUUCUGUUGCACACGGACCUCUACACUCUGCAGGACUUAAACGUGUCGGACGAUCCAAAGGUCGCGCAGGAGAUGCGGCUAUCCACGAUCAACAGGAUUCACAAAUUCAUCCAACAGCGGAUCAAGAAGACCCACGAGAAGACAAAGAAGCGCUACGAUCUACAAAAGCGGACUGUGUCCUUUCAACCGGGCGAGCUAGUAUGGCGCCGCUCGUUUGUUCUUUCUUCGAAGGCGGACCAUAUCAACAAGAAACUGGACCCCAAAUUUAUUCCAGCUAUCGUUAAAGAAAAGCUGGGAGCCAAUCUCUACACUCUGGAGGAUGUCGUCACCGGAAAGCGAGGUCGCUACCACGUGAAGGACAUCAAACCAGACUAAGGUAUUCAAGCUAUGUAAGCAACAACGCAGACCACAAGCUCACUCGGAGCACAAAACACGAAAUGGAGAAGGCUGAAGGACCAACAUCAUCUUUGAAACCUCGCCCCCAACAACUCGGAGUGAAUUAUGCAGAACUCUUCCAUACGAACAACUCAAUGAAGCACAGCUGAUGCUAAUUCGUCGCUAGGACACCGACGAACACAACGAAGUAGGCGUUUAUGAAGGAGACAACGUCCUUGCGCGGGACCAGCGUCGGCUGAAUGGACUCUGAGAACUCUGCCAGGAAGUUCGUCAGAAUUUGGAGAGGGCUGGCAACCUUGCGUGGGAUUGCUGCCACUCAUUGUCCGGAAUGCAAUCCUGUCAUUUGAAGCAGCGUAGCAGCGCUGGGGAUAGUAGCACUGGUGAGCCACCGUAGCCAGGCGCUACACACCAUCGCAGAGAACCCAUCCAGGUUCGGGAUAUUGGAAUGUUCGGAAAGUCAAGUACAGCAGCUCCAAACACCACGUCGCUGCAAUUGAAAGGAUUGUCAGGACAUCAAGAAGAGGAUUCAGCACCAUAGAAUACAGUUAUGCGAAGAAGUUGUGAGGAGUAGACAUCAUGACGGCCGCUACUACCAUAUCGACUCUCUCUCGCCAACUGUCAAAAGCCACACGCCCAUAAUCCAGCUAUGACCGCUACCCAAGGUAGUCAACAAGAGCCUAACGAGGUCAAAACACGCCAGUCGUUACUACCACAAACAGGAGAUCAUCCACCAACCCCAAAAAUCUCCGAAUCAAUACAAAAACCCUUCAGCUAUGACCACAGCCAAAGCCUGUCAACCAAGCGCAACAGCGCAGGAAAUACCGUUAGGCCGAUCGGGAAAAAUCGUGCAUCUGGAAAACGCAGUGAGCAAUAUCUCUUAUCUACCUCCUCGUGAGUACAGUAACAAGUCUAGCUAUGUCCGCUACCCAAGGUUGCCAACAAAAGCAUCGCCGAUGCGAAAAACACGUUCAUCGUCAGCACCACAACCAUCUGCUUUGCUCGACGACUCCGGAAGAAGGGCCCGUCUGAGGGAGCUCAUUCGCAGCAGCAGCAACAUCCGAUUUUGUCCCGCAAACACGAACCCUGCUUAUUCAGCACAGCAUCAACAGGACGAAUCAGGACAACGCCCAGGGUAGCUUGAAAGAGGUUGCAAGAUUCCUGCUGACUUUCUCCUAGUCCGGAGGACCAUAGCUGACCAGGCUUCCCAGAAAUAAGAAAACCGAACAAGUACAUCCACAAGGAACUCCCGAUUAAGACCUAAGACCUCCCGAUUAAGACUACCCGAUCAAGACUACCCGAUCAAGACUACCAGAUCAAGACCAUCUUCAAUCAACCAUGACAACUCCCGAUUAAGACUUCCCGAUCAAGACUAUCUUCAACCAACCAUGUCAACUCCCGAUUAAGACUUCCCGAUCAAGAACAUCUUCAACCAACCAUGUCAACUCCCGAUUACGACUUCCCGAUCUAGACGAAAUUCUCAAAAGCUAUCUACCAACUUUGUCAAGACCACAAGCUAUGAGAUCACCAUCUACCACGGGCCACACCCCAAAAUACGCGCAGCGGAACCACAAUUACCCUCGCCUGAAAUGGUGUCGACAGUUCAACUGUCCGAUUCAGACUUGACCACAAAUCACCAACCUCAUAUAAUGAUACAUAAUGGAUCAUGCACAGUUGUCAAGGGGGUUGCCAAGGAAAUAUCAAAAGGAACGCGAUCUGGAGGCGCGGUAUAACCUCUAUUCCGGGCCCUUGGUAAUUAAGAGGAUUAAAUCCCUCUUUUCCUUAGACUUCUGUUGCUUUUAGUAUAAACCAGUUUAGUUCCCACCUAAAUUUCGUUUGUUAAGUUCUAUUUGUAAGAUCUAGGUUAUUAUCUCUAUCAAUAACCAUUUGAUUUUGGAUUUUCGUAUGCUGCUGAGGUGGAUGUUAUUAAGUGGAUUGUUUUAAGGAUUCGAAGGAGUUUCUUUCUGCCAGAUAUACUGGUAAUUAUCGACACAUUUGCCAUAACUCGUUGGCUUUGAUUUUGUUAUAGAUUUUGCCAAGACUCGUUGGCGUAGAGAUCUAGUUUAUUGAUUCGUCUUUAGUUUUGAAGAAACUCACCACUGCAGGGUGACAUAAGUGCGAGGUUUUCUCGGCACAGCCGUCGAUUUGCAUAUCUCCUUCGAAUUCCUAGUGGCGUGAUUAUGAAUUUUUCAUGGAUCCUUGUCAUGAUCCAUGAAAAAUUCUACCAAAGCAGCAAUGUUGUGUUGCAUUUGACUUUUUCUGUAACAACAAAUCUGUUAAUUUGAUACGAUUCUAGCGAUCUGGCAACAUUUUUCAAUAAGAACCCAUCCUUCCUCAACAUUUUAUUAGCGUGCAUCGGAUAAGCAGGAAAAAUCCCUGACUGGAAAAACAAUCAUCGAAAGUAUCUGCUCGACGAGCCGAAAUCUUACGGAAUCGGACCACAUUCGGAUGGAAUUUCCGACUGGGCAUUGUUUUGCCUUUUUGAUAUGAAAAAGUUGGCAGCAAUCUCAACGGAAAAGUUUGACAAGACGUCAUUCAAAGUUCCGGUGAAAAAGGUGGUGGACGCUGCGCGAAGAGUUUCGCAAUAAAUUUAAAAAGUGGCCAGUUAAAAGUGUGGGCCGUCUUCAAAGUCCCAAAAAGGGGAACUCGGUGCUCCACGGAGUCAAGAGGCAUCCCGGCUGGAAAUCCGACCAAAAGCGGCUAGGCUAGUAGCUCAGGACAACGAGACGGGUCAAUAGAAAGGCCAAACGACCACACAGUCUCCGAAUACUAAAGCCAAGCGCUCGUCCGGGUCGCAGCCACGUUCUGCAAAAUCGAGAUAACGGAGAAGGGGUCGGAAAUCCGUAAGUACCCAAGCAAGAUCGAAAGAAUUCCAGCAGGAAAAACUAAUGAGAUGGUUUGUCCCCAGGACCCCUUUUUUCCUUUUUGGCAAAUUCUUCUUCUUUUGGCCAACUCUACAGGGCCUAGCAGGUGGUAAAG